Molecule: messenger RNA, 2126 nt
Organism: Cryptomeria japonica (Japanese cedar)
Lineage: Eukaryota; Viridiplantae; Streptophyta; Pinopsida; Cupressales; Cupressaceae
Product: 6-phosphogluconate dehydrogenase, decarboxylating 1
Exons: 2
Coding region: 363-1811 (482 amino acids)
Biological process (GO): pentose-phosphate shunt; pentose-phosphate shunt, oxidative branch
Cellular component (GO): cytosol
Molecular function (GO): NADP binding; phosphogluconate dehydrogenase (decarboxylating) activity
Source: RefSeq, a predicted model, not a curated record
CGACUCUACGGCUCAGGGAAAUCAAAAUAAAAGCAUUGUGUCGUCAUUGUGACGAAUAAUUCCACCUCCUCCCCAGUCCCCACGACAUUUAAUUGCCCAUACUUCAACGAAACACCACAAGAGUCUCAGUCAAAGUUGGUAUGCGUUUGGGUUGUUGAGUUCUGAGUGCAGAGCUCUAGAUUAAAUACUUACAGCCUAAUAGGUAGGCAGAUCUAUCUGAGGAAACUAUCAGAAUUCCUUGAGAUUUUGAUUUUGGGUGUUGAUUUCUGAAGGCAAGUUUUGCAGAGUGCUAGAGGAAGAGGCAAAAAUCUUCUUGGGUCUGGAAAAUUUGAGGUAUUGAUUGCUGAAUAUUGGAAAAAGAGAUGGCUGAAUUGUCAAGAAUAGGAUUGGCUGGAUUGGCUGUGAUGGGGCAGAAUCUAGCUCUCAACAUUGCAGAGAAAGGCUUCCCCAUCUCAGUCUACAAUCGAAGCCCAGAGAAGGUAGACGAGACGGUAGAAAGAGCCAAGCUGGAAGGCAAUCUGCCAGUAAAAGGCUUCCAUGACGCUAAGGAAUUUGUGCACUCAAUCCAGAAGCCCAGAGUCAUAAUCCUAUUGAUCAAAGCAGGACCCCCCGUGGACAAAUCAAUAGAGACUCUGGCUGCCCACAUGGAAGAAGGGGACUGUAUUGUGGACGGUGGGAAUGAAUGGUAUGAAAACACAGAGAGAAGGCAGGAGGAGGCGAAGAAGAGGGGGCUUCUGUAUUUAGGUAUGGGGGUCUCAGGGGGUGAAGAGGGUGCCAGGAAUGGCCCUUCUCUUAUGCCUGGAGGGUCAUAUGAGGCUUACAAGUAUAUUGAGGAUAUUAUUCUUAAGGUUGCUGCACAGGUGGACAGUGGCCCCUGUGUUACCUAUAUUGGAAAGGGUGGAUCCGGCAAUUUUGUCAAGAUGGUGCACAAUGGGAUCGAGUAUGGUGACAUGCAGCUUAUUGCAGAGGCUUAUGAUGUGCUUAAGUCUGUAGGUAAGCUUACAAACCAAGAGUUGCAAGAGGCAUUUUCUAGUUGGAACAAGGGAGAAUUAUGUAGCUUUUUGAUUGAAAUCACUGCAGACAUUUUUGGGGUUCAGGAUGAUAAGGGGGAUGGGUGUCUUGUUGACAAGGUAUUGGAUAAAACUGGUAUGAAGGGCACUGGUAAGUGGACUGUGCAACAGGCUGCAGAGCUUUCUGUUGCUGCACCCACCAUUGCUUCUUCGUUAGAUUCUCGUUUCCUUAGUGGAUUGAAGGAGGAACGAAUGGAGGCUUCCAAAGUAUUUAAAAGUGUAGACCUUGGUGAUGGGAAUGUGGAGGUUGCUAAGCAGACAUUGAUUGAUGAUGUGAGGAAAGCUCUCUAUGCAUCCAAGAUCUGCAGUUAUGCCCAGGGGAUGAAUUUGAUCCGUGCCAAGAGUGCAGAGAAGGGAUGGGAUUUGAAAUUGGGUGAACUUGCUCGGAUCUGGAAGGGUGGCUGCAUUAUUCGUGCAGUUUUUCUGGACCGGAUAAAGAAAGCAUAUGACAGGAAUCCCCACCUGGCUAGUCUCUUGAUGGAUCCUGAAUUUGCACAGGAGAUGAUUGAGAGACAGUCUGCUUGGCGCCGUGUUGUUACUUUGGCAAUCAAUGCAGGUAUCAGCACUCCAGGAAUGUCUGCAAGCUUGGCCUAUUUUGAUUCCUAUAGGAGGGACAGGUUGCCUGCAAACCUGGUGCAGGCACAGAGAGACUAUUUUGGUGCUCAUACCUAUGAGAGGAUUGAUAUGCCUGGCUGGUUCCAUACAGAGUGGUUCAAGAUUGCAAAACAAACAAAGAUUUAAAAUAUGGAGUAACCCUUGCUUUCGCCAAGUCUUCUGUUUUGGUUAGUACUGAACAGGAGAAAGUUUUCUAAACUGAGCAGAAGCGUUUCUUUUUUAAGUUUGAAGAAAUAAAAUGUAGUUUUACUAUUUAUAUAAAGGUCCUGUACUAAUUUCUUGAUUGAAUUUCAGAGCCAUAGGAUGCUCACAUGUUGCUCUUUUCAGAUUAAGGGACCAAAUUAUGUUUGGUUAUCCAAUUGUGAUCCAUGAUUCUUUAAUGGAGAACAUAACAUUUGACAAUGCAAAGUGAAUGAGUUUAAUGGAGAACAUUCUGUUUUU